Messenger RNA from Strongylocentrotus purpuratus (purple sea urchin), 2118 nucleotides. RefSeq lists its product as uncharacterized. Gene Ontology annotation, biological process: apoptotic process; proteolysis; DNA integration. Gene Ontology annotation, cellular component: cytoplasm. Lineage: Eukaryota; Metazoa; Echinodermata; Echinoidea; Camarodonta; Strongylocentrotidae. Bases 1 to 2118 code for a protein of 705 amino acids. The transcript is spliced from 4 exons. Gene Ontology annotation, molecular function: nucleic acid binding. The record is from RefSeq and is a predicted model, not a curated record.
AUGUUCGUUGCGAACAGAGUGGAUUGUAUUCUGAGAACCACAAGUUGUAGUCAGUGGAAUUAUGUUACUAGCGGUGAUAAUCCAGCUGACUACGCAUCACGUGGACUGACAACAGAGGAACUUCUUUCGUCAAACUGGUUAGGAGGACCAGACUUCCUUUGGGAAAGUGAAGUUGCUAAGCAAGAUGUCACACUAGAGGUUUCUCCUGACGACGUUGAAGUGAAGUCUUCGACAGUACAUACAGUAAUGUCAAAGACCAAGAUUUCAACCUUUACGUCAUUUGAAGAUAGGUUGAACCGCUUCGCCAUGUUGGACAGCGCUAUUAGAGCGGUAGCUGUACUAGUGAGGUGUUGUUACAGGCGCAAGGGACAUGACAUAGAUGAUGUUGAGAUCAAAAGAGUCGCUGAGAGAAAUCUCCUGCAUGCUGUCCAGAAAGAAGCCUUCUGUGAUGAAAGACAGCAAAUCAAAUCUGACAAACAUGCUGUGUCAAAAUCUAGCCGCCUGAGUCAAUUAGAUCCAUUUCUUGACAAACAAGACCUCCUACGGGUGGGAGGACGCAUGAAGAGGUCUGAAAUGGUGUAUGGAGUUAAGCACCCUAUUAUCCUUCCGAAGGGUAGUAGACUUUCCAUGCUUGUCGCACUUCACUAUCAUGCGAAGAUUUCUCACCAAGGUAGAAAUAUGACCAUCAACGCAAUCAGAUCAAGUGGAUACUGGAUCAUCGGUUGCAGAAGCAUUGUCUCAUCUCUGAUCGGCACAUGCACCCAUUGCAUUAGACUAAGAGGCAAGUUGGGUGGACAGAAGAUGGCUGACCUUCCAUGUGAACGACUUGAGCCAUCGCCCCCUUUCACUUAUUGCGGUCUGGACUGUUUUGGUCCAUUUGUAAUCAAAGAAGGGCGCAAAGAGCUCAAGCGCUAUGGCCUCAUCCUGACAUGCAUGGCAAUGAGAGCCAUUCAUGUGGAAGUAUUGGAUGACAUGUCAUCCGAUGCAUUCAUCAACGGACUGAGAUGUUUCAUUGCUAUUCGAGGAAACGUAAGGCGGAUUCAGUGUGACCAGGGCUCCAAUUUUGUUGGAGCCAAGCAUGAACUGAAACAAGCUCUCCGUGAGAUGGAUGCGGACCAUGUCGCCCGCAAUCUUCUGGAGCAGAACUGUGAGUUCAAAAUGAAUCCUCCUUCCUCUAGCCAUAUGGGAGGUGUAUGGGAGAGACAAAUCAGAAAUGUGCGCAAUGUUCUCAAUGGAUUAUUGGAACAGUGCGGAACGCAGUUGAAUGUCUCCUCUCUACGGACAUUUCUCUAUGAGGCCAUGGCUAUCGUAAACAGCCGUCCAUUGAGUGUGGAUAACCUGGAAAGUCCUGAUGGUCCUCUUCCGUUGACUCCCAAUCAUGUUCUGACCAUGAAAUCCGGUCUUAUACUGCCUCCACCUGGAAGCUUUGAAAGGGAGGACAUCUAUCUCCGCAAAAGAUGGCGUCGAGUCCAAUACUUGACACAGUUGUUCUGGACACGAUGGCAGAAGGAGUACCUGCACACGCUUCAACCAAGAAAAACUUGGACUGAAAAGAAGACCAAUGUGCACGUAGACGACAUAGUACUCUUGAAAGAUGAAGCCAUUUGUCGGACAGAUUGGAGAGUUGCGAGAGUCAUGGAAACAAUGUCCAGUGAUGAUGGUCUAGUGCGGAAGGUGCGACUUCUCAUGGCGACCCCAGACUUGGACAAAAAGAGGGCGGAUGCACGCCUUCCCGACUCGCUCUCACAGGUUCGUCGCCUCCUUGCAAUCCACCACGCCCGCCGUGCUCUCGUCUCGCCCGUCCUCCCCGGGAGCCCGAAACCGCCUUUAUCGACGUCGACGGUGACCACGACCGAAGAUAUUCGGCAGGUGAUUGAGCAGCUAGGAAAACACAACCACUCCCAGUUCUACUGCUUCAUUUUCACAAUACUCACCCAUGGGAAAGAGGGCUCCGUUUAUGGCACGGACGAGUGUCUGGUGAGGAUAGAAGACAUAGUUGGUCGAUUUAGUUCUGAUCUAUGUCCAACUUUGAAUGGAAAGCCCAAGCUCUUCUUCUUACAAGCUUGUCGAGGAGCUGGAGGUUGCUUUAGGGACAAGCGAAUGGAAAUCUACAAGUAA